Messenger RNA from Exophiala aquamarina CBS 119918, 1788 nucleotides. RefSeq lists its product as uncharacterized. NCBI's taxonomy places the organism in Eukaryota, Fungi, Ascomycota, Eurotiomycetes, Chaetothyriales, Herpotrichiellaceae. Bases 1 to 1788 code for a protein of 595 amino acids. The transcript has 2 exons. The record is from RefSeq and is a predicted model, not a curated record.
AUGUCGAAGGCUCUCUUCGAAGAGCUUCCCACAGAGAUACUCGAAGAGAUCUUUCUCAGAUGCCUGAAUGGUAAUCUUUUUGUGGCGUCGCCCCGGAUAGCUCACAGGCUUUCUGGGAAUGAUUCACUUUGUAGAACUGCCUUCGCGGUUGCGUUUUACGCGCAUCAAUUGCACGACGUUCUCGAUCAUCUGAGUCUUUCUUUCAUGAUACCACUGCUGCCGGAUCCAGUUUCUCCAUGGAUGGCCCGAUCUAUCACUAAGGCAGUGCUUCGUGCCCGGUGGUGUAUUAAUUCAUGGGUACUAGAGUUCUCACGAAACUUACUCAGUGCUGCAGUCGAUCGUCUAUCGCAAAGGUCGGACCUUAUCUCUUAUGCUCAGAGAGUGAUUCAGAACUAUAAAGUCGAUUUAUCAGAUACAAACUCGAGAAAAUUCUGGUCUGCCCAUAACGAUCGUCGCAAUGAGGUAGCCUCUCUGGAAGGCUCUCACCCGUUACAACUUGAAUUUACCACCGCCGCGGAGGGGUCUUCCAUAUUCUUCGCUGAUGAUACCGAUGACGAGAACUCAAUCACAAUGUUUCAGUUCACGAUGACUUUUUGUGGUGCUGGGUUAGAGAGACACGAGUGCCUUAGUUUUCUCGGCAUGGACGGGGAUCGGAUGUUCCGGGUCGCGGAUAAACCAUUUUCUGAAUACAUGAACCUCCUAAUAUGCAACACUACAGGGAUCAAUGACAAGGAAACUGAGCGGUUCUGGACAGACUUGGGUCGGGUUUACCGUGGACCGGUCGGAGACGACUGGUAUGAAGAGUGCGACCGCUUGUACUGGCGGUUUAACUGGCGCCAGCAAGUGGCUAUCGACUAUUUUCUUUCUCCAGAAAAUUCGCCUUUCAGAAUCCCUUCUCUUACGUUUCGGCGAGCGGCGGUGUCUGACUUAAGGAAUCGACACUGCCCUGAACGGCGAGAUGGGAUUGGCCACCACUUCAGACCAUGCUUUAUUCAUUUCAUUUUCGAGAUUGACCCGACAUCUCUUCCACGAAAAGACCCAAUCGUGCUCCGUUGGGCUGUGAGAGCUUGUGAACGCAUCAGGCACUUCGGAGAUGCUUACCAAAGAGACCGCAUAGAACAUCGAGAGCAUGGUGUAUAUGAUGAAGGUGAUUGGGAGUACCAAUCAACACGCAGAAACCAGGUCUUUGCGAAGUACACUUUCGACGUCGAGGUCCGCAUGAUCCGCUACAUCAAAACAGGAGAGAAUCCAUAUCCGCCUGACUGCCCAGCUCCAUAUCUCCACAAUCCAAUAACGCAGUUGGAAGCUACUCUAGUGCCUGGAAUCGACAUGGCAGGAGAUGACGAAAAUGAUAUUGUGGAAGACGACUAUUCCGAUGAGGAAGAAAUAGCUGCUUUGAACCGAUGGCACAGAGAGCAAAUUUGCUUCGGCCCGAAUCCACCAGAACUCGGUUUCUUAGACCAUGACGACUACCGAGACCAGCGUGUGAUCGAACACGAUGGCAAUGAUUCGGAUGCGGGUGCUUUAGAGUCAUGGGAAGCCGAUAAUUUAGGUGACCCCGCCCCCGAGCAGGAUUGGGACGUCGAAGGGCCACCGAACGUGUUCGAAAAUGGCUCCUUUGAGAUACAAGUGAUCAAUGACCCGGCAAAGGAUCCCCAUGUCGCCCCGCUUCUUGAUCCCAUUGCUACGGAAUUACGACAACAUGGCAAAGUGUACUGGUUAUCGGCAAACGACUGCCAUCUUCCCUCUCAGUUUCAUAGCGAUUUCAAGUGGUAUAAGAAACGGUGA